This is a messenger RNA of Tuber melanosporum (Perigord truffle), 2041 nucleotides long. RefSeq lists its product as uncharacterized. The record is from RefSeq and is a predicted model, not a curated record. Lineage: Eukaryota; Fungi; Ascomycota; Pezizomycetes; Pezizales; Tuberaceae. Gene Ontology annotation, molecular function: translation initiation factor activity. Gene Ontology annotation, biological process: formation of translation preinitiation complex; translational initiation. The transcript is spliced from 4 exons. The coding region runs from base 1 to 1929 and encodes 642 amino acids.
AUGUUCAAAAAGAAGCCAAAUGUUAAACAGCUCUCCCCCCUUCGAUCCACCGACCGCCGCAAGCUCGCAAAUCAGAUCAUCAAAGACUUCAAUUUAACGCCUCCACCUCCCCCGCCAGCACCACCACCGCCACCAGCGGAUACGGAGGCAUCGGGUGAGGCUACAAUCGAGAAUGCAGAAGCAGGAGCAGCAGUAUCCCGCCCACCGCCCCCCAAUGCUGGCGAAAUUGCCCUACGCAAUGCCCUCCUCCCCGACCCCUCCAAUUCCGCGAAAAUCUCUACAACCCACGGACCAGACCUGAAGCCCAUCACCGGGGUAAUCUACUUAACGAGCGAUAAGCCUCCACUCCCGCUUUGGAUAAAGAUGGGCUCGGAGGGGAUGUUCCCCACUGUGUACUCCCUCUGGCGGAACCCCGGUAUCGUGCCGGUGGUACAUACGCACGCACCGGUGAUGGAGAGGUUGUGCGAUGGUGCGGAUUUGAUGAUUCCAGGACUCGUCGGGCCGUUUCCGGUGGAGGCGAAGGUCGGGAGGAUUGUAGGGAUUGCGUGUUUGGAGAGACCGGGUGUGCCAGUGGUUGUGGGGGUUUGUGAGGUGGAUGUUAGUGCGCUCGAGGCGGUUACUGGGGAGAAGGGGAAGGCGGUGAGGGUAUUGCAUUGGGUUGGCGAUGAGAUUUGGAAAUUGGGGGGUGAAGGGGCAAUCCCUGAGCGGUUGGGUGAUGAGGGUGAGGUUGAGUGCUUGGAGGAGGGGGUUGGUGGGGUGAGUUUGGAAGAUGUCGGUGGGAAGGGGAAAGGGAAGGAGGUGGAGGUUGGCAACAAUGAUGCGGGUGACGGGCAGGAGGAUAUAAGGGAGCUUUCAGUGAAAGAGAUUGAUGAAGCAUUCCAUGCGGCAGCAAUGUUUGGAAUGUUUGAUCAUUUCGACACCGGAAAAUUCACUUCGUUGAGUUUCCCACUCACUUCCUCGCAGUUUAUAUCUACACUCGUACUGCCGUAUCUCCCGCCAGCAUCAAGCUUUCCUCCACACAACCCGCUGCAAAAUACCGCUCCCCAUCCGUCUCUACAGAUGAAGAAAUCUGGCCAUAAGAAUUCUGCAAAGUUCUUGAAACUGCUAGAUAAGGAAGGAUAUAUCAAGGUUAAGACCAGGAACGGAGGAGAGGUAGUGGUGAUGGAUGUGGAUUGGGACCACGACGACGUUAAAGAUUUCACCCCAUAUGCUCUUCCCGUACCGCCCAAAGAGUCCAAGAAUGAGACCAGUACUGGGCCUGCGAGUGGAUCCACUGCUCCUAGUCCAAUAAGGAUACUGGAGCUCUUCAAACCAAAUGGAAAAGCCACCACGGUAUUCUAUGAAGUGGGGGCAGGGACAAAAGACUUCUACACCUCCACUGAGGUAAAAGCCAUUAUGAAUAAAUAUAUUGAAAAGGAAAACCUAAUAAGCACUACAAACAAACGCGUAGUGAAGAUCAAUGCUAAUAUCUCUAACAUCCUCCUGAACCCGAACCUCCCCGAGGACCGGGAAGCGCUCAAAGCCGGCGUGACAAAGCGGGACUACCUCGGCGAGAAGCUCUUAAAGGCCUGCUCACCAUACUAUCGCGUUCUACACCCCUCCGCUGAUGAAUCGAGUAAGCCCAAAUCCGGUGCGCCGCCGAAAGUCUCCAUCAUAAUGGAAUCGCGACAGGGCAAGAAGACUGUGACGAAGGUUAGUGGAUUGGAGCCGUUCGGGAUAGACGCCAAGGGAGCGGCGGAGGUGCUACAGAGGGCUUGCGCUGGGAGCGCGAGUGUUGGGUUGCUGAGUGGGAGUAGCCCUAAGACUCCGGUCAUGGAGAUUGUGCUCCAAGGGAGUCACAAGAAGGCUGUUGUGGAGUUUCUGGAGAAGAAGGGGGUUGUGGGCAAGUUCGUUGUUGUUGGUGAUAAGACUGGUGGGAAGAAGAAGUGAGGUGAGGUGGGGAAUGCUGAGUUAGACUUGAUAGCAGUUCAUGUACGGUAGCUGGUUGGCUAGUUGCAGUAGUAUGUCUAUCAUAGUUGUAGGGAUAAAGAGUUGACAUUUG